AUGGCGACGCUUACCACGAGGCAAUUGCGAGGCUCGGAAGACUCGCGGACAGCGAGUGAAUAUGUUUCGCCGGUGUUUUCCACUCCGCAGUCCCCCUCUCCAGCUUCUUCACUAGAUGGACCCAAUCUCCCCGCGGUCAUCGGCUACGCGUGUCGCGUAGCUGGGGCGGAUCGCCCGAGCAAACUCUGGGAAAACAUCGUCGAACAGAAGGAUGUGAGACGCAAACUUCCCAGGGAUCGAUUUAACGUAGACACCUUUUACCACCCGGAUGGAACACACAAGGGAACAACCAAUGCAAAACAUGGCUACUUUCUGGAUCAGGAUCUGGGGGCAUUUGACCGCACUUUCUUCCGGAUUUCGGGCAAGGAAGCGGAAGCAAUGGAUCCCCAGCAGCGCCUGCUUCUGGAGGUAGUGUUUGAGGCAUUCGAAGACGCCGGAAUCUCCUUGGAGGAGAUGAACGGCUCACGCACCUCCGUCUUGUGUGGUGCCUUUACCAACGAUUACAAUGCCAUGCUGACCAAGGAUCUGGAAUACUAUCCCAAAUACACCGUGACGGGAACGGGGAACGCCAUUCUCGCGAACCGGAUAUCUUAUGCCUUCAACCUGAAGGGGAUGAGUCUGACAAUUGAUACCGCAUGCUCGUCGUCGCUCGUGGGGUUUCACCUGGGCGCACAAGCCAUCCUCAACGGAGAAUGCGAAAUGGCGAUCAUUGUCGGCUCCGCGCUGCACUUUGACCCGAACAUCUUCAUCACCAUGACCGACCUGGGAAUGCUGUCCCAGGAAGGACGCUGCCGGGCGUUCGACGCCGGGGGCAAAGGAUACGCUCGGGGAGAAGGGAUCUGCGCCGUCAUCCUGCGGGGCCAGAUGCAAGCCGAGAUGCACGGCGACCACAUCCGCGCGCUGGUCCGAGCCACCGGAUCCAACCAUGAUGGCAUGACGCAGGGAAUCACCCUACCGUCCUCGGAGGCUCAGGAAGCCCUAAUUCGGAGAACCUAUCAGUCUUGUGGUCUCGAUCCCGCCGACACCCAGUAUGUCGAGGCCCACGGAACGGGCACGGCGCGCGGGGAUCCGUUGGAGAUGCGCGCCAUCGGCGCCUGUUUCUCGUCUCCACGACGGUCUGAUCCUUUAUACGUAGGCUCGGUGAAGAGCAAUAUCGGCCACGCGGAGGGGGCGUCCGGGCUGGCGGGAUUGAUCAAGGCCAGCAUGGCCCUAGAGAAAGGACAGAUCCCCCCUAACAUGCAUUUCAAGCACCCAAACCCGGAGAUCGCCUUUGCCGAUUGGCAGAUUGAAGUGCCCACCCGGUUAAUCGACUUUCCCAGCAAUGCCCAGGGCACCCGACGAGUCAGCAUCAACUCCUUCGGCUACGGGGGCUCUAACGCCCAUGUCAUCCUCGAGUCCUACGACCAACUGCCCCAUGUCCAGCCCACCGACCCGGGGGCGCAUCGGCCAUACUUGGUGCCUUUGACCUCGCAUACGGAGAAGGCAGGCAAGCUGAUGGUAGAGAAACUCGGAGCCUAUCUCGACGACAGGCCGAGCACCCUCGUCGUGGAUCUGGCGCACAGUCUGGCCACUCGCCGCACGCUGCAUGACGAGCGGUCCUUUGCUGUGGGCGCGAGCGCGGCCGACAUUCGGACCCAGCUAUCGGAGGGUCUUCCGGCCUGGACCAAAGUCCGCCGGGAGCCAGUGCGAUUGGGGUUUGUCUUCACAGGUCAAGGGGCCCAGUGGCAUGCCAUGGGCCGUCAACUUCUGGAACAGUGCCCCUUCUUCCGCCACACUCUGGAGAGGGCCGAUCGCGUCCUCGCCACCCUCCCUGAUAAGCCGGAGUGGUCGAUCGUGACGGAACUCACCCAGCCCAAGGAGACGUCGCGACUGGGUGAAACCCGACUAUCACAGCCCAUCUGCACCGCGCUGCAGCUCGCCAUUCUGGACCUCUUGAAGAGCUGGGGAAUCGUUCCCCAGGCCACCGUGGGCCAUUCGUCCGGUGAGGUUGCCGGUGCGUACGCGGCGGGGAUCUUGACCUUCGAGAAUGCAAUGUAUGCGGCGUACUAUCGAGGCCUGCAUAUGUCGAGCCCACGGUCGUCCACAUCACCCGGAAGGGAUGCCAUUCCAGGGGCAAUGUUGGCGGUGGGACUAGGCGAGGCUGAGGCCAUGGCGGAGACUGAGUCGUAUCGUGGUCGAGCGGUCGUUGCCGCCGUCAACAGUCCCUCGAGUGUGACGCUAUCCGGGGACGGGGAUGCGAUUGCCGAAAUCAAGGAGAGAUUGGAUGCCCAGAAAGUGUUUGCUCGGCGUCUCCAGGUGCAACAAGCGUUCCAUUCCCACCAUAUGGACCCGCUAGCCCCGGCCUAUGAAGAGGCACUUCGCAACUGUCCGGGCUUCGCGACCACGGCCCCGGCAUGUCGAUUCUUCUCCAGUGUGACGGCCCGCGUGGCAAACCCCGACACGAUGGGUCCCCAAUACUGGUCGGCGAACAUGACAGGCACCGUCCGGUUCUCCGAUGCCUUGAUCGGCAUCCUGCUGGAUGAUCUGGAAAAUCCAAACGUCGAUGCGCUCGUCGAGAUUGGACCCCAUCCGGCGCUCAAGGGCCCGGCUCGUCAGGUCAUGAAGAGCGUGAAUAUGGACCUACCUUACUUCGCCUCCCUGUCGCGUGGAGUCCCCGACUACGAGGGGAUCCUGGCUCUGGCGGGUCAGCUAUUCCAACUGGGUUAUCCUGUCGACCUCACCGCGGUCAAUAGUGACACCUAUCUGGCCGACUCCGAUCCCCCCCGGCAGACCCACCGGGCCCAGAGGAUUCCAGAUCUGCCCCUAUACGCAUGGGACCAUUCAGACCGGUAUUGGGCGGAGACGCGACUGAUCAAAGAACACCGUCUACGUCCGCACCACCAUCCCAUCUUGGGGGCCAAGAUGCCCGGAUCAAUCGAGGGCCAUGUGCGGUGGCGGAACUACCUGAGAACGCGCGAGCUUCCCUGGCUGGUGGACCAUAUGGUCGAUAACAAGGUGACUUUUCCCGCGGCUGGCUAUGUGACCCUAGCGAUCGAAGCAGCCCUUCGGAUGAAAGACACGGUGAUGGCAGCCCAAGGGGUCUCGCUACGCAACCUCUCCAUCAAGUCCGCGUUGGUACUCGAUGAGUCCGAGAUGGGGAGCGAGGUGGUCGUGGACAUCCGCCCCCAGACCACGUCGGCCAAGUCGAGAUCGGAUACCUGGCUGGAGUUCACCAUAUUCUCCUACAACGGCAGCCUGACCUGCGCCGAGCACUGCACGGGGCUGAUAUCGAUCUCGACUGCCACCACCGCGGACGGUGCCCCGUCACGGAAGCCCUACAGGCAACACCCGCAGCGGCAACCGGGCAGGAUGAGUACCGCGUCUUUUCCCGCGCAAAGCUUCUACACCCAUCUUCGUCAGCUCGGACUCCAAUACGGGGAGCAUUUCCAGCUCCUGACCGGAACCAUCGAGUCUGGGGCCGGCUUCUCCUCCUCCAUGCUGACCUUUGAGCCGGCGCAAUAUGCCUCUCAACCCGCCGACCGGACCGUGGUGCACCCGACCAUGUUAGAUGCUGCAUUUCAUACCAUCUUCGCCGCCCUGGAAGGUCUUUCCGGCCGAACCCUGCAGACAGCCUUCGUCCCCACGUUUGUCCACUCGCUCGACAUCUUCCCGGCCAUGCUGUCCGGGAUGGAUGCCCCUCGGCCGCUCGAGGCGCGCGUGGCUUCGUCCGCUCAUUUCUCGGGCCCGCGUGCGGCCGUCAGUGAUGUGGAUAUGUACCGACAGGGCGACGGCGAGGCGCUGCUCUCCCUGGCUGGCCUCCGUCUGACCUCGUUGAGCAACGGCCGGGCUGCCCACAAUCGCUCACUGUUUUUCCGCACGCGCUGGCAGCCGGCCUUUGACCAGCUGGCCGAGGAUUCCCCGGCUCUCCAGGACCAAACACUGGCGGGAGUCUUGGAUCUGUUUCUUCACCAACAUCCGGACACCAAGAUCCUGCAUUUCACCCCUGAUAUCAACCAGACCCGGCAGCUGGUCGGCUGCCUGGUCGACCAAGGCAGCGAACGUCGACGGUUCCGAUCCAUCACGCCCGUGGCAACUGGGGGCGCGUUCGCCGAAGAGCUCGAGCGGGUGCAGAGGGAGCAGCCGGGGUGCCUCGUGACGGGGGAGCCCGAGCCGGAGGCCUAUGACUUGGUGAUCGUCAGCGAGGCGCAGGAAGCACACCCUCUCCCGUUUCUCCGGGACGGGGGCUACGUGAUCAGCCACGGCUCGGCCAUCGAUGAGACAAAUUUAACGAAGAGGUUUCAGUGUGCGGAUGUCGAAGUGUGGCAAAGGACGCGCGAAACCAGGCGUGACGUCCGGCCUCUGCUGUUGGCAAUGGCUCCCACCCCUUCGCGCCGGACCCUAGAUCUGGCGUCGCACAUCAGAGCGGCAAACCCCGACCGGCCGGUGUCUUGCCUCGGGCUCCAGGAGCUUCUGGCCCGCAUGACCGGCGUCGAAGAUGUGGUCGUCCUCGCCAGCUUGGAUCGGGAUCUCUUGUCGGGUCUAGACCCGCAGGGGGAACUGUUCUUCGAAGCCACCCGAGCCCUCCUCAUCCGCCCGGAUGUCAAUGUUCUCUGGCUACUGCAGGACACCACCGCCCCUCGGCAUGUCGACAGUCUGGGGAGCUCAAUGAUCGUCGGGCUGGCUCGGACGGCGCGGUCGGAGAAUCCCAGCUCGCGCAUUGUGACGCUCGAUCUCCCCGUAGACUGGUCGCCUGCCGCGGUGGUGCCCUGGCUCCCACAGCUGUUGGACCCGGAGGUGCACGAGGACGAAUUUCACCUGCGGGAUCAGGUGCUCUCCAUUCCGCGCAUCGAAAAUGAUGAUGGCCUGAAUUCCAAGGUCCCCGGUGGGGUCAGCUCCGGUCCAAGACCCGAAUCCUUCAGUGCGCAGCGUCCCAUGCGGCUAGCCAUUGGGCAAGCCGGCCUCCUGGAGACGCUCGUGUGGGAAGACGACGUGGAGAUCCUGAACGAGCCACUCCCGGACGAUGAGAUUGAGAUCGAGGUCAAAGCGUCCGCGCUCAACUUCCGCGACGUGGCGGCCGCGAUGGGGAUCAUCGAUGACCAUCGCCUGGGCGACGAGUGCGCCGGUCUCGUCCGGCGCGUGGGCCAGCAGGUUGACCCCGCUGCCUUCCAACCUGGGGACCGAGUGGUCGCCCUCCGGCCAGGCCGGGGCGCCCAUCGAUCGGUGGUCAGGAACCCAGCCUGUCACUGCUUCCGACUCGGGCCCAUGCCGUUUGAGCAGGCGACGGCGCUCCCCCUGAUUCUGACCACGGCGUACUACUCCCUGGUGGAGACGGCACGACUGCAGCCGGGCGAAACGGUGCUGAUUCAUUGUGCCGCCGGGGGAGUGGGCCAGAUGGCCAUCCAGAUUGCGCAGCAGAUCGGGGCCAGGAUCAUCGCCACGGUGGGAUCCCCCGCGAAGCGCGAUCUGCUCCAGUCCCGGUACGGGCUGACGGAGGCGCACAUUCUCUCCUCGCGGGAUGCCAGCUUCGUCGACGGGGUGAUGCAACUCACGGACGGACGCGGCGUGGACGUCGUCCUCAACAGUCUCUCGGGCAAGCUCCUGCAUGCCUCGUGGAACAGCCUGGCCACCUUCGGCCGCUUCAUCGAGAUUGGGAAGCGCGACAUCCAUGAGAACACCCUGAUCGAGAUGGACCCCUUCCGCCGGAAUGUGCUCUUUGCCUCGGUGGACAUGGUGACGAUCUAUGCCCAGAACCGCGCGCUCGGGGCCCGGAUCUUCGACCACUGCUGCAACAUGGUCCACGAAGGCCGCAUCCAACUGCCGGCGACCAUCCUGGCUCUGCCGUACUCGGAGGCCGUCCAGGGCUUCCGACUGCUCCAGAUGGGCCGCCAUACUGGCAAGGUGGUGUUGGUCGCCGAGGACCAGGCCGACCAAGUGCCCGUGAGUCCGCCCACCUGGAACGCGGUGGCCAACCGGCUCAGCCCCGACAAGACCUAUCUGCUGGUGGGGGGCCUGGGGGGCUUGGGGCGCACCUUGACGGAAUGGCUGGUGCAGCGACAGGCCAAGCGCAUUGCCUUCUUGUCGCGAUCGGGCGCGGAUCGCCCGGAAGCCCAGGCCACCGUCGCAUGGCUGCGGGCGCGUGGCAUUGCGGUCUCCGUGCAUGCCGGGGAUGUCGCCGAUCCGGGGCAUGUGCAGGCCUGCAUCAAGGCGAUCCCGGACCUGGGGGGCGUGUUUCAUGCCGCCAUGGUGUUGGCGGAUGCCCCCCUCGAGAGGAUGAGUUAUGCGCAAUGGCAUCGCUGCGUCCAGCCCAAGGUCCGCGGCGCCUACAACCUGCAUUGCGCGACGGUGCACUGCCCACUGGACUUCUUCGUGUGCUUCUCCUCCAUCUCCGCGUUCUUCGGCAGCAAGGCGCAGGCGAACUAUGCGGCGGCCAAUGUGUACCUGGACAGCCUCGUCCGGUACCGCCGCCAGCUCGGCCUCCCGGCCUCCAGCAUGAACUGCGGGCGCAUCACCGGGGUCGGCGUGGCUGCGGCCGAUGCCAGUCUCGAACGGUUCAUGGUCGAAGAGGGCUUUGACGGGGUCAACCGGCAGGAGCUGCUCUAUCAAAUCGAGGAAGCUAUCUUCUCUGCCGAUCAGCCCGCUCCUCUCUCAGGGCGAGGGACCGACAUGUCCCAGACCCUCACCGGCGUGACUCUAGAACGAGACGACGUGUACUGGGCACAGCGAUCCAUCUUUCGGAAUCUGUACCGCAACCACGACGUUGAGGGUCAAUCCCGGCCUGGGGCGGACGAGGUCAAUCUCUCCGUUCAGCUGGCUCGCACGAUAGAUCUCUCGGACCGCGUGGCCCUGCUCAUGGAGCGCUUUGUCGACAAGGUCUCUGUGGUGCUCGGUCUCUCGCCCGAGUCUCUCAAGCCCGCCGAUCCGGUGUAUGGUUUGGAUUCGUUGGUCGCCGUCGAGCUGCGCAAUUGGUUCACCAAGUCCGUCGGCGUCGACAUUGCCCUGUUUGACGUUCUGGGAAGCCCAUCCAUCCAAGCCCUAGUGGAAAAGGCCAUCGGCCUGUUCGAUGCGCAGGUCCAGCAGCAGCAGCAGCAGCAGAGUGUCCAGUCGUCGUCUGCCCCGUCCAACGACGACCAGUCCCCGACAUUUAACAAGAAUCUCGACUCACAGGAUCACUCCACCUCCCUGCAAAUCCCCAAAGCGGACUGCUCGCGUCCACUGCCAAUGUCCACCUUCCAGAAUCGGCUGUGGGUCUCGCAUCGCUUUGCCGCGGACAAGUCUCGCAUCAAUCUCGCAAUCACGAUGCAUCUGCGGGGACAGGCCGAUCAUGGCAUCUUGGAACAAGCUCUGUCCGAGUUGAUUGCCCGCAACCCCAUCCUGCGCACCGCCUAUGGGGAAGGCGAGGCGCAGGACGAGCAGAGAGUGAUGGCUCCCCGGCCCUUCCACCUCGGGUUCCAUGAUCUCUCCAAAUCCGGUCCCAGCGAAGGUCCCACCGCAUCCUUGGAGACGCUGGUCGGGUCCCUGAAGCGCAAGGAGAUGAGGAUUGAGGAGGGCGAAGUGCUGGAGGCGACGUUGGUCCAAAGGUCCAGCACCGAGUGCGCCUUGGUCCUCAUCAUGCACCACAUCUGCACGGAUCGCAGCAAUUCCCAGUCCUUUGUGCGGCAGCUGGCUGCCCUCUACGACGCCCUCCGCCAAGGGCGCAGCCUGAGCACGAUUCCCGCGCCCAAGGUGACCUACGCCGACUUCACCUUGUGGCACAAUCAUCUGCUCACCUCGCCCUCCAUGGGAAAGGGGGUCGAGUACUGGAAGCAAACGCUGGCGGGCAUGCCGGCCAGCUGCCAACUGCUGCCCUUCGCCAAGGGCGAGCGGCCGUCGUGGGAUGAGUACGGCCGGGAGACGGUGGUCGCAGCACUGUCUGCGCGCCAGCUCCAACGCAUGAAGCGCAUCUGCUCGCAAGCGCGCACGAGCCCCUUCCACUUCCUCUUGGCCGCCUUCCGGGCGUUUCUGCACCGAUACACGGCGGACGAGGACCUGACGAUUCUCAUGGUGGACGGAAACCGCCCGCAUGCGGACCUGGGCGAGGUGCUGGGCUUCUUUGUGAAUAUGGCGCCCAUCCGAUGCCGGGAUGCUUGUGCCGGCAGCUUCGAGGCGCUGUUGAAAACCAUCGGGGGCCGGGUGCUCGAGGCGAUGGCGCACAGCCACGUGCCGUUUGAUGUGAUUGUCGCCCAGACGCAGGGGGCGCGCACGCCGGCGCAUUUCCCCGUGAGCCAGGUCCUGGUCAACUACCAGCAGCCCGACGAGCAGGCCCGCUAUCAGACCACGGACUUCACCUUCCAGGGCACCGAGGUCCAGAAUAUGCCCACGGGCUGCGAGUUGAGCCUCCAGGCCCGUGAGGAUGCCGAGCACGGCCUGCAGCUCGAGCUCGAGUACGCGACCGCCCUGUACGAGGACGGGGAUAUGCGGUGCUUCUUCGACAACUUCCAGACCUUCGUCACCAGCCUGAUCCAGGACCACCGGCAGUCCAUCCCGGAGGUCCGCCUUGCGGGGACUCUGGAGUUGGAGCGGUUGGCCCUCCACUGCUGGAACAGCCACCCCCCCGACCAUGGCUGGCAACCGUUGAACCUCCCCCGACGGAUCGUCGAGGUGGCCGAGACCCAGCCGCGCGCCAUCGCGAUCACGACGUCGGCCGGGGAGGCUGUCACCUAUCAGGACCUCGUGGCCUCGGCCCGUCGGGUGGCCUUCUCGCUGCAGAAUCGGGGCAUUGGCCCGGGACAAGUCGUGGGCAUCCUGGCCAGCCCGGGGAUUGAGCUGGUCACCGCGAUGCUGGGGGCCUUGUUCAACCGGUGUGGAUACGUGCCCUUGGAUCCCACCAUGGCCGUUGGCCGUCUCGCAUAUAUUGUGGGCGACUCGGGGAUGCAGUUGCUGCUGAUCGACGAGGAAUCUGACCCCCUGGCCUCGUCGUUGGGGCGGGAGUCGCCCAGUCUGCCGAAUGUGAUGAGUAUCAAAAACGCCACUCGCGCCGCCUGGCCAGCCGAUCUUCUGCGGUCGUUACCGACGGACCCCUUCUACAUGAUGUAUACUUCGGGAAGUACUGGGACCCCCAAGGGAGUGCCGCUCACCCAGGAGAAUGUCGGGGAGAUGCUGGCCGCCAUGCAGGCCCGGUUCAACUUCACGCGCGAGGAUCGCUUCCUCCACCAGAUCUCCCCGUCCUUUGAUCUGUCCGUGGUGGAACUCUUCUCCCCGUUAUGCGUCGGGGCGAAGCUCUGCAUUGCCACCAAGACCACCCGCAGCGACCCGCGCCUGUUGGGCGACUAUCUGCGACAGGCGUCGGUCACGGUGACCUACUUCACCCCGACGCAAUUCGCCUUGGUGCUCGAGCACAGUGGGGCGUCGCUGGUCGCCUGCCCGGACUAUCGGAUUGCGCUCCUGUGCGGGGAGCGACUGCCCACCCGGCUCGCCGAGGCAUUCCAUCAGCUGGCCUGCGCGGCAACGCUGUACAAUGCCUGGGGUCCCACGGAGGCGGCGGUGCAGACCACGAUCCACCGCGUGCAGUGGCCGGCAGACCAGACGCUCAACAUCCCCAUCGGCCACGCCGUGGGCAGCUGCCGCCAUUACAUUGUGGACGCGGCCAUGAACCCCCUGCCCGUGGGCUUUGUCGGCGAAAUCUGCAUCGGCGGCCCGCAGGUGGCCCGGGGGUAUUGGAACCGCGCCGAGAGCAACCGCCAGCAGUUCCUCCGGAAUCCCUUUGCCUCGCCGGACGACCAUCGCCGCGGCUGGACCCGGCUCUUCCGCACGGGCGAUCUGGGCCGGUUCCUGCCGGACGGACAGUUGGAAUUCCUGGGCCGCAUCGCCGGCGACAAGCAGAUCAAGUUGCGCGGCUUUCGCAUCGACCUGGGCGAGAUUGAACAUGUCCUGCACCGGCACUCCGGGACCCCCGACGGGCAAGGCAUCGUGGAUCUGGCGGUCAUCGCGCAGUCCGCGCCGGAAGAUGCGGACGCUUUGACCGAUGAUCGGUGGCUGGUGGCCUUCAUCGUGCCGAAACAGGCGAUCCCGACGGAGGCCGCGAAGCGAGCAUACGCCACGCUGCUGCACACCCGGGCCAAACCCUACCUGAACCGCUACAUGCUCCCGGCCGCCUAUCAGUUCGUCGACCAGCUGCCCACCACGGCCAGUGGGAAAACGGAUCGCCGAGCCCUGGGCGCCUCCCAGGCCCCGGGCACGCCCCCGCAGCACGGCGCCGGCCCCGCGGCGGCGUCGACGCUGGACCCGGCGCAGGCGCAGGCGCAGGAUCGGGCCGACGAGGAGGUCGGUGACCGCACCAUGGCAACCGUGACGCGCGUGUGGCAGGAAGUGCUGAGGCUGGACCAUGACAUCCCCGUGGAACCGACCAGCAAUUUCUUCGACAUGGGGGGCUCCAGCACGCUCCUGCUUCGGCUGCAGGGCAAGCUGCAAACCACGCUGUCCAUCCCGAUCAGCCUGCAAGAGAUGGUCCGCCGGCCGACGCUCGUGCAGCUGGUCGAACUGGUCCACAGCAAGGUGCCCCGCGAGGGUCAGCCACCGCCGACGCCGGGGAGCCGCCCCGAGGAGGAUGUGGUCGAUUGGGCGCAAGAGACCACUUUGCCCGCCGAGACUCGCUACCAUCCCCCCAGCGCCCCGAUGAGUCCGGGCGGACGGGAUAUCUUGAUGACGGGGGCCGAGAGCUUCACCGGGAUCCAUUUGCUGGCGCAACUCCUGACCUCGCACCCCAGCGGCACCAUCCAUCUCCUGGGCACGCACCACCCCUGGGACCAUGCGCAGGUCUUCCACCGACUGCAGGAGUACAACCUCCUCAACGCCACGCUCACCCCGGAGCAGAUCCUGACCCGCCUGCGCAUGAUUCCCGGCAGCUUGGCCGAGGGCUCUCAUUUCGGGCUGUCCCCCCGCGCCUUCGAGGCGCUGGGUCGAUCCAUCGCGACCAUCUACCACCUCGCCUCCGAGGUUUCCCUCCUCAAGACCUACCACGACCUCAAGCCCAUCAAUACCGCCGCCAUCCUGCCGCUGAUCGAACUCGCGCGCUGGGGGGCGCCCAGCCCCAUCCACUAUCUCUCCACCUGGAGUGUGCCUCACCUCCAGCUCUGGACGGCGCCGCCCACGACGCCCGCGGUGGUGCACGAGGCCAGCGCCGGCCACUUCACGCCGCCGCCGACCGCGGACCAGGGCUACUUCAAGUCGCGGUGGGCGGCUGAGAUGCUGCUCACGCACGCCGCCGCCCGCGGCUUCCCGGUGACCAUCUAUCGCGCCUCCGCCGUGACCGGCAACCCGACCACGGGCCUCCCGGCGCCGGCCGGCGACUUCGUGCGCAGCCUGAUCCUCGACAUGCUGCGCCACCGGCUCGUGCCGCGGUUCGCGCGCGAGUCCCCCGCGCCCGUCGUCGUGGACUUGGUUCCGGUCAACUAUCUCACGGCGCUCCUGGCCCACCUCGCCCAGCGCCCACGAGCGGCCGCCGCCGAGGGCCCCCGCCCCGCCGGCGUCGAGAUCUUCCAUCUCACGAACCCCACCCCGCUGCCGCUCGACCAGCUGCCGGGCUUGACCGGGUCGAUCCGCGGCGACGCCACCGCGGGCCGCGUGGUGAGCGUGGACGACUGGCUGGCCGCGGCCGCGGCCGCGGAUGAGGACGAGCAGCUGCGCGUGCAGGUGGCGGGCGGAUACUUCCGGCGGGGCCAUCAGAUGUUUGCCCUGGAUCGCAGGCGGACCGAUGCCGCGCUCGGCGGGGUGACGGAAGGGUGGGUGGACUGUCCUCCUGUCGAUGCGAAUUACCUCCGCGCGUUGUGGCUGCAGAAGGUGUGA
Molecule: messenger RNA, 11799 nt
Organism: Aspergillus japonicus CBS 114.51
Lineage: Eukaryota; Fungi; Ascomycota; Eurotiomycetes; Eurotiales; Aspergillaceae
Product: lovastatin nonaketide synthase
Exons: 3
Coding region: 1-11799 (3932 amino acids)
Biological process (GO): fatty acid biosynthetic process; secondary metabolite biosynthetic process
Molecular function (GO): fatty acid synthase activity; oxidoreductase activity; phosphopantetheine binding
Source: RefSeq, a predicted model, not a curated record